Messenger RNA from Umbelopsis ramanniana AG, 314 nucleotides. RefSeq lists its product as uncharacterized. Lineage: Eukaryota; Fungi; Mucoromycota; Umbelopsidomycetes; Umbelopsidales; Umbelopsidaceae. The transcript has a single exon. The record is from RefSeq and is a predicted model, not a curated record. The annotation marks the transcript as partial.
CCAUGAUAAUCUUAAGUAUGGCAAUUUCGACAGUCUGGAAACAACACUGGUCAUUCAUUUUCCGAGAAGACAGAUCACAAAGUCUCACAUACAACCACCUCAAGAAUGCCAUGUGGAAAACUUUAUCUGAACGCAUAAUAGAUGACAGCAAAAAACACAAAAAAAACAGCAUAUGGAUACACAAAGGGAUAGUGGACUGGACGUCUCAGAACGUCCAUAUCACCUACCCAAGUAUACAUAUUGCUGAAUAAUACAUCUCAUUAGCAUCUGCUCCUUACAUUUCAGUGAAAAAUUUACCAAUGUCAUAAAUAAAG